Messenger RNA from Dicentrarchus labrax (European seabass), 1634 nucleotides. RefSeq names its product spondin 2a, extracellular matrix protein (gene spon2a). Gene Ontology annotation, cellular component: extracellular matrix. Lineage: Eukaryota; Metazoa; Chordata; Actinopteri; Moronidae. The transcript has 6 exons. The record is from RefSeq and is a predicted model, not a curated record. The coding region runs from base 215 to 1216 and encodes 333 amino acids. Gene Ontology annotation, biological process: cell adhesion.
AGAGAGAGAGAGAGAGAAAGGAGGAGGAGAGAAAUCUGGAAAGAGAGAUAAAGACAGAAGGAUAAAGGCUGAUAAGGCUGUGCCGGCCCGCGGGUUACAGUGGAGAGUAAGAGAGGAGAAGAAGUGAGAGAGUGACUGGAGCUAUAUCCUCUCCGUGGUCCCAACUGUGUGAUUCUGCUGCAGCUUCUCUCUGUCACUGACUGAUCCAACACAGAUGAUGUCAUUACAGCACCUGACCUGUGGUUGGCUGCAGCAGCUCCUCGUUGUGCUUCUGAAGCUUUGCCUCGCUUUUGCUGGGCCUUUGCGACCACUCAACGGGACAGAAUGCACAGCCAAGGGUCCUGCUUCCUACAUCCUGGUCUUUACAGGUCACUGGAGCCCACAGGCCUUCCCCAAGCAGUAUCCACUGUUCCGGCCCCCUGCACAGUGGUCCAAACUCAUAGCGGUCAGCCAUAAUCGCCAUUUUCGGCUGUGGGAGGAGGGUGCUCCAGCUAGUGCAGGGGUGCAGAGCUUCGCUGAAGUCGGGGUGACGGUGGAGCUGAUGAAGGCAGCCAAGGAGGCCAGGAAGAGACGUACUGUCGGCGCCAUGUACCGAACGGCCGGCAUCCCUAACGGCAUUGGGCACAGCUCCACAGAGUUGCUCAUGCAGCCCCGGAGUUCACUGUUGUCCCUGAUGGUGAAGAUGAUCCCCAGCCCCGACUGGUUCGUCGGUGUGGACACCCUAAACCUUUGUGAGGGCAGCCAGUGGAAACAGGAAGUGAACAUUGACCUCCAGCCUUAUGAUGCAGGGACAGACAGUGGAUUCACUUUCUCAUCACCAAACUUCCCAACCAGCCCACCAGAAAACAUCACAAAGAUCACAUCUCAGAUGCCGAACCAUCCAGCCAACUCCUUCUACUAUCCACGGAUAGAGGAGCUUCCACCUAUUGCCAGCAUAAGGAUCACUCGACAGAGCAGAUCACCUGACCGUCAAACCCCAAUGUCCAAUCAUAUUCUGCCAAACUCUAUCAUUCCCCAGCGCUUCUCAGCGACACCACUGGACUGUGAAGUGUCUUUCUGGUCUUCCUGGGGUUUGUGUCUGGGCCCCUGCUCCAGAGGUGGUGUCCGCCACCGCACACGUUACAUCCUCUUGCGGCCGGCCAAUGCUGGCAUCCCCUGCCCUGAGCUGGAGGAACAGGCUGAGUGCGUAUCACACAGCUGUAUGAGACUCCAGUAACACGCACAAGCACAGAUACUGCCAGUAUUCAACACUGGGACUCUCAUGUUAUUACUGCUGGACUGAGAAAUGUUGCUGCAUCAUUUACUUGAUAACAAAAUGGAUUUUUGUCACAAUCAAAUUGUGAAAAUUUAAAGAGACCGUUUGGAUUUUUUUUAAGUGGGGUUGUAUGACGUACGUAUCCAUAGUCAGUGUAUAGAUGGCACUCAGCAUGUCCCUAGUUUGAAGAAGCAUACAGGAAUAUCAGCAUGGAAGCUAAGGAAAGCACUGCUGUGGACGGGCUCAGCAAUAAAACAUAUUUUAGCUGCCUAAAAAAGGCCCACCUAAAAGAGAAAAAAAACAAUGUCAGGUUGAAUGUAGGCUUUAUUUAGAAUAUUUUCACUGCUAUACCUUACCACCGUCAGACAGACCUUUCCAA